Molecule: messenger RNA, 3484 nt
Organism: Dalotia coriaria
Lineage: Eukaryota; Metazoa; Arthropoda; Insecta; Coleoptera; Staphylinidae
Gene: Hsl
Product: hormone-sensitive lipase
Exons: 5
Coding region: 198-2474 (758 amino acids)
Biological process (GO): cholesterol metabolic process; triglyceride catabolic process
Cellular component (GO): cytosol
Molecular function (GO): triacylglycerol lipase activity; sterol ester esterase activity
Source: RefSeq, a predicted model, not a curated record
ACGUCAGUGUCAGUUCGCCAUCUGAUUGGCAUCGCACAAGUUAUGCUUCAACACAUUCAAUAACACUAAACAGAAAAUUCAGUGCAUUCUCACUAAAAACAUGUUAAUAUCUCAAUCCUGCGAAUGAAAGCAUUGAAUCGCCGAGCAUGUCACGCCUAAAUUAAUUAGUGUCGCCGUGUUACACUCAUUUCCUCAACAUGUCAAACGAAUCCGCGGACGCCGCGGAGCGACCAUCCGCACAAGAACAGCCACAGGCGAAGGACAAUUCUUCUGCAACUGCAACGGAAGUCAAUAUCGAAGCGUUCAAAGAACUAUGCGCGAACAACGCGGCAUACUUUGUAAACGAUGUCACCGAAAACGGUCAGCGAUUGCACAUCUCUUUCAUGUCUAUGCAAGAAGAGAUUGAUCGAAUUUGGCCGCUGAUGGUGCAGUUGAAUUCCGAAGUGCACAAGUAUGAUUUCGAUGAGAAUGUGCCAGGAAAUGGGUACAGGAGUUUUCUGGGUAUUAUUACCUCAGCACUGACUUAUGGCAUGCAUGUCAACAAGAAAGUUUGUCUGAAGAGGGAGAGUGUGCUAUUUCGCAAGACAACCAUCACAAAGGAAGUCGAGGCGUGCGCGCAAUUGUUCGCCAGCCUGCAGUCAUGUCUGCAGCACUUGCAAACGAUUAUGAAAUGGAGUCAGCCGGGCUGCUUGUUUGCUACCGAACAUGCGGCGCCGUUCGAAUUGAUUGCGCAAACAGAGGAUAUCAAUCAAUAUUGCUUUUAUGGCCGACCGCUUGGGUUUCAGUUUUUGGAAGCAAUGCGUGGCCCAUUAAGAUUCAUCACGCUCUCCAUGGUAAUAUUUUCCGAGGCGUUCUAUAACGACGGCUCGAUAUUCUCGAAAGCACGCAAUUCGUUCCUCACGACCACGAAAUACGUUUCCGACCCAGAGCAUCGCGCCAAACGCGUCGUGAACAUUUCCAAAAACACCGACGUCACAUUCUGCAAAGCCUUCUGGUUCCUUGCCGAAAGUGAACUCAUGCAAUACCUACCUUCGGUAGUGGCACAAAGUGUUGCUGUAUGCAAAGUAAUCAACAUCCCCACUGAACAGUUGACGAUCACAUCCGGCGAUAGAGAGAUCAACGUGCCGAUACCAAACGCACAUGUCGGAAGCAAACCCGUUCAUGUGCGGUUAAUCAGUCACGUGGCGCGUGAAGGUAUGGUUGGCGAAGGGCGAAGUUCAAAACUGGCCCCACCUAGCCGAGGUUUGCUGAUUCACUGUCAUGGCGGCGGUUUUGUUGCGCAAAGUUCAAAGUCGCAUGAGACUUAUCUGCGCCAAUGGGCAAAGGAGUUAAAUGUGCCCAUUUUGAGUAUUGAUUAUAGUUUGGCACCAGGUGCACCAUAUCCACGAGGAUUGGAAGAUGUUUUAUACGCGUAUUGCUGGGCGUUGAAGAACUGUCAUGUUCUUGGCAGCACUGGAGAAAGGAUUGUUGUUGCUGGAGAUUCAGCAGGUGCUAAUUUAUUAACGGCGAUGACUCUGAAGUGCAUUGAUCUUGGUAUACCUAAACCACACGGUUUAUUCUUAGCAUAUGUCCCGAUGUUCUUGAAUUUUAUUCCCUCGCCGGCGAGGUUAUUAUCCAAAAUGGAUCCGUUACUACCGUUCGGGUUUCUUGCGAGAUGUAUCAAGGCUUACAUAGGUUCCGGCGAGUCGUCAACACACAUGAACGGCAGAGCUGUUUCUCCGGACACCGAAAGUUUCGAAGAGAUCAGCGAAUCUGAUCUGGUUGAGUUACAAGCACAUAAAUCUCCGACUUCUGAAAUGUCUGACACGUUGACAUACGCAUCGUUGACAUCCCAAGUUGAUGAUCAACGUGAUGUUAGCAAGGAUAACAGUUCUGAACCGGAAACAAGUCAGCGAUUUGAUUUGUUGGAUAAAUUUGUGUUGGAUUCUGACACGGAUACAGACGGCACUAAGAUAGCUGUUGUUACAAGCAAGGAUAAAGUACAAACCGUGGAGCCUGAAUCUCUUUUCAAUACGACCGUGCAGGGACGCGUGUCGAACUUUGUUAGCAAGUGGAAGGGUAAAAUGACGAAUCUCGUGAGACCGAAUUCAUCGGCGGCGUCCAUUUUGGACAUCGAGCGAGAGCAUAGUCUACUGGACGAACUCAGCUUUCCCAUUCCCAAUGAUCCGUACCUUAGUCCUAUUUUGGCCAGUGAUGAUGUGUUGAAACAGUUUCCAAACACGCAUAUUUUGACCGUUCAUUUGGAUCCUUGUUUGGAUGAUUGUGUGAGUUUUGCGCGAAAGUUGAAGAAUCUUGGAUCUCCGAUACAGUUAACCAUUUUGGAUGGUUUACCGCAUGGAUUUUUAAACUUUUCAUUGGUAUGUAAGGAAGCAUAUGAAGCAUCCAAAUUAUGCGCAAUGAAGAUUACAGAUCUUCUGGACCUGGAUGCGCUACCGCCUCUGAAUAUUCCUUCCCCGAAUUGCCCUUCCACAUAAAUCGUCCGUAUUCAUAUUUUAGGAAUUGGUAGUAUAUAUUUAUUGAUGCUACUCAUCAACCAAAUCUCAAUACCAAAGUAUUGUACUGCAACACAAGUGAAAUACCUGCAUAUAAUAAUUACGUUCCGCCUUUGGACUCAUUUUUGGCCUUGCGUAAACGGACAAUAAUAAUUGCACACCGAUAUAAGCUUGCUGGAAAUUUGCCCGUCUAAAAUUUUUCAAUGUGUUAGUGCCUAGAAUGCUAGAAGUAUCUUAUUCUACUACAUCUAAAUAUCAUGUACAUCACUGAGGAAAUGUAUACAAUAGUCAUAUUCACGGGUAACGAUGGCGAUAUUUACGCAUGACAUCAAUAUUUAUACUUAUGCUAGUGCUAGUCCUAUAGGAUGUCUGUCUUUAUAUAUAUAUAUAUGUAUCAAGUGUUACUUAUAACUUAUAUCCCUCUAGAAUGUAAGCAAAUUUACAUAACUAUAUAUUCCUCAUUACGAUUUAAGUUUUAAGUGAUGGACAUUUGUCACAACUGGUUGAAGAAUGAUUGUAAAUUGCGCGGAAAUCCUUUAAUAAGAAAGGAAGCGCACGCAGAUGAGAAGAAGAUGAGACAAUGAGGAAAUUACAGAUUUAACGAGUGCAUUCAGCAGCGGAGGGCAAAAGUUAUUAUUUUAUGAAUGUCGCAAUUAGGAAUGCGAUUUAUUGACGAAGAAGUUGGCACGCUGUAAUCCAUCAUGACAUGAUUAUGAUUAUGGGAACAUACAAUUGAAUACGAGUACGUCCAAGAGAUCAAUAAUAAUGAAUUUCAAUGAUUGAAUAUCAUUUAAGAGAGAAUCUCGUUUGUUUUUUUAUAAAUUUAUUACUAAAAGUUUCAUAUUUGUUUUGGUUUAGAGUGAAAUAUUUUUCUAUUGUAGGAAUAUAUUGACUGAAUGAAUAAUAUGUACAUUGAGUGUUUGAUACGCAUAAGGCUGGUAUUAAUUUUAAUUUGUACAUAUAUACAAUCAUUAAAAUAUAAUAAUUAGAAA